AUGGAGACCCCAGGAGAGCAGGGCUUGGAAUUGGUUGAUAGUAAUGUUAAACUACAGUUGAUCAAGAGGCAGAAUGAGGAGAGUUUGGUGCUUAAUUUGCUAUUUAGGGCUUGUCCACCAGCUGUCAGUGUACCACAGAAGGGUUUUGUACGGAAGCAAAAUUUAGAUAUAACUGAAUAUUCUGAGCCUGUUGUUUUUGAUCUUGCCGAUCCUCCUGUUUAUGCUGUUGAUCAGCAAGGUGUUGCUUAUGAAGGUCAGAGUAGCAGUUAUAUUGCAGCUGUAGGCCCUGCUGUUUUAACACAAGAGAGCAGGAGUGUUCUAAAUCCCAAGUUAAAAGAAGUUGUGGAAGAAGAACAAGUUGGCUAUGAUGGCAGUUAUGCAUGUUCAUCUGAAGGAUCUGAAGGGCAGUAUGAUAGUGACAUGGGGGAUUUAAGGCCUAACUAUAAUGAGGAAAUGCAUGAUGUUGAAGACAUGGAGAUGGAAGAGGGAAAUAGACAGAGAGAGGAAGAAGUACAAGAGCAACAUGAGGAAGAAACAGAGGAUGAAGAAUCAGAAGAAGAAUUAGAGGAUGAAGAACAAGUGCAUUAUGAGGGUGACACAGAGGUAGAGGAAUUAUUUGAGUUGGAGGAUGAUGACCCUAUUGUUCCAGAAGAGGAGGAAAAAAUAUAUGUGCCAGCAAAGAAGAAGCAGAAGUUGCAAGUAAGGAGGGGACCAACAACAAGGUCACAUUCCAGUGUUUUAGAAGAAGUGCAACCUGAUUGGAAACCAUCAUCAGAUGAAGAAGAUGAUAGUUUAUUGAAGGACAGUGAAGAUGAUGGGUUUGAGCCACUAGCAUUUGUGCUACCUCAAAAAAGGAAGAGUAGGGCAAAGAAGAGGCCAGCUAGAGUAUGGUACAAUGAGGAUUUGGAACAACCACACCAACAACUAAAACUGCAUAUGUGCUUCAAAGAUCAACAUCAAUUCAGAGAUGCUCUGUUGAGCUUGCACAUCACUCAGUGCAGAGACUUCAAGUAUCACAGGAACUCAGAUCAGAGGAUCAUUGUGCAUUGCAAGAAUGAACAUUGUAAGUUCUGCAUUGUGGCAGCUGUUAUAAAAGGGGAAAACACUUUUGUAAUUAAGAAGAUGAGGAUACAACACACCUGCCCUAGUUCUACUGAAACAAGCAGGGUAAGUGCAAAGUGGCUUGCAAAGCAAUAUGAGCCACUAUUCAGAUCUGAUGUCAGUACUAGCAUACAUACACUUAUUGAUGCCUGCAUGGAAAAGUAUGGUGUGGAUGUGCCCAAGGCUAUGGCAUAUAGGGCAAAAAACUUAGCUGUUGAGGCUGUGUUGGGAGAUCAUAGGAAGCAAUACCCAAGGCUGAGAGACUAUGCUCAGACUGUGAUGGAUACAAACCCUGGGAGUAGAGUUAUAGUCACCACUGUAACUCCAAAAGCCACUGAAAAAAUCCCACAUCCAGGACCAAGAUUCCAUGCCAUGUUUUACUGCAUCAAUGGAGCAAGGGAGGGAUUUCUACAGGGCUGUAGACCAUUCAUUGGUAUUGAUGGAUGUUUUAUCAAGCUGACCACUGGUGCACAAAUCCUUGCUGCCACUGGUAGAGAUGGCAAUAACAACAUAUACCCACUGGCAUUUGGCAUUGUUGGACAAGAGGACAAAGCAAACUGGUGCUGGUUUCUACACCAACUGAAGAUUUGUCUUGGAGGAGAAGUUGGACAGUAUGGUCCAUAUACUAUAAUGUCAGACAGACAGAAGGGGCUAUUAUAUGCAGUGAAUAGAGUUUUUCCUAACAGUCAUCAAAGAUUCUGCUUAAGACACAUAUAUGCAAACUUCCAGAAUGCUGGCUUUAGGGGGGAGGACCUUAAGAAGUGCAUGGAUAAUGCCAGUUAUGCAUAUAAUGAACACAAAUUUAAUAAAGCAAUGGAUGAUCUCAAAGCUGAGAGUGUGGAAGCUUGGCAGUGGCUUAGUGCAAUACCCAAGAAAACAUGGGCUAGGCAUGCAUUUGACACAAAUAGCAAGACUGACUUGGUUGUCAACAAUUUGUCAGAGGUGUUUAACAAGUACAUCCUAGAUCAUAGGAAAAAACCAAUAAGAACUAUGUGUGAUGGCAUAAAGGAUAAGCAGAUGGUUAGGUGGCACAGGAAUAGAGAGUGGAAGGGAAGCUAG
Triticum aestivum (bread wheat) is the source of this 2160-nucleotide messenger RNA. RefSeq lists its product as uncharacterized. The record is from RefSeq and is a predicted model, not a curated record. Gene Ontology annotation, biological process: DNA transposition. NCBI's taxonomy places the organism in Eukaryota, Viridiplantae, Streptophyta, Magnoliopsida, Poales, Poaceae. The coding region runs from base 1 to 2160 and encodes 719 amino acids. Gene Ontology annotation, molecular function: transposase activity; DNA binding. The transcript is spliced from 3 exons.